Messenger RNA from Chanos chanos (milkfish), 2018 nucleotides. It is a transcript of the gene dph5, whose product is annotated as diphthamide biosynthesis 5. Gene Ontology annotation, molecular function: diphthine synthase activity. Lineage: Eukaryota; Metazoa; Chordata; Actinopteri; Gonorynchiformes; Chanidae. The record is from RefSeq and is a predicted model, not a curated record. The transcript is spliced from 7 exons. The coding region runs from base 198 to 1064 and encodes 288 amino acids. Gene Ontology annotation, biological process: protein histidyl modification to diphthamide.
UGUGAAUGUUGUCUAGCGAUAUGUUUUCAUGUCAAUUUUCGUAAUUCACUGGUUUCAGAUGAAUGUUAUUAUCCCUGAUUAACUCAGUGGAAGUCUUCAUUCGGAGUGUUUUGUGAUUGUAAAUACGCAGCAAACAGGUUUAUCUGAGUUAAAGCAGGGACACGCCGCAAAGCUAGGCAACUGUCGUUAGUAGUGAAAUGUUGUAUUUAAUCGGUCUUGGUUUGGGUGAUGCCAAAGACAUCACUGUAAAGGGUUUAGAAAUUGUUAAACGAUGCAGUCGUGUUUACCUCGAAGCAUAUACCUCCAUACUAACUGUUGGGAAAGAUGCAUUGGAGGAGUACUAUGGGAGAGAGCUGGUGCUGGCAGACCGGGACAUGGUGGAACAGGAGGCCGACGAGAUACUGAAAGGGGCGGACGUCAGUGACGUCGCUUUCCUGGUGGUGGGAGAUCCCUUCGGAGCCACAACCCACAGUGACCUGGUCCUCAGAGCGGUGAAUGCUGGGAUACAAUACAGAGUCAUCCAUAAUGCCUCCAUCAUGAACGCGGUGGGGUGCUGUGGACUACAGUUGUACAACUUUGGAGAGACGGUGUCCAUCGUCUUCUGGACAGACACAUGGAAACCAGAGAGCUUUUAUGAUAAAAUCAAGAGAAACAGAGCUAUGGGGAUGCACACACUGUGUCUGUUGGAUAUCAAAGUCAAAGAGCAGUCCAUGGAGAAUUUAAUGAGAGGCCGUAAGAUUUAUGAGCCUCCCAGAUAUAUGAGCGUGGCUCAGGCCGCCGAGCAACUCCUGGAGAUAGUGCAGAACCGGCGGGAACAGGGGGAGGAACUAGCGAUGACGGAGGACACAGUGUGCGUAGGGCUGGCCCGCGUGGGGGCUGACGACCAGACCAUUCGAGCGGGAACGAUGCGGGAGCUGGCAUCCUGUGACCUGGGCGGCCCACUGCACUCCAUGAUCAUCACCGGGCACCUUCACCCGCUGGAGGUGGACAUGCUCGGACUGUUUGCCGGGCCCGACGGACUGAAUGGUCUAAAGAUGACCGACAGCUCCACGUAUAUUUCCUGAGACUAUGAUCAGACUCAAAGAAAUCACAUUAGCCAUUUUCCAUUUUUAAUGUCCAGACGGAUGAGUGCAGGACCCAGAAUCUCUGAGAAGACAGUGGAUUAGCCAUAUCAUGAAUAAUGUCCCCCAUAUGACAAAAUUUCAAAGGUUAAGGGGACUUACGUCAAUUACUUAAUUGUUAUUACGGAUCAAGUGAAGUAGGAUUAAUUACCCCAAAAGGCCUCAACAGGCAAAGGUUAAAUUUCAUUUACAGACUUAGUUGAAGCCAUGUAAUCAGGUUAAGGCUUACCAGUUAUGUAUAGUGUCUGUCAGGGAGUGUAAUUAUAACCGUACAGAAGGAAAUGAAAAAGGCCAUAGAGGAAAAUGGCAUCUGGAUCGGAUUAAGGUCUUCUUUAAGUCAUUUUAUGCCAGGCAGUUUAACAUAUUAUGUCUGAAUGGUAUAGGAAGAUCCAUUCAUACAAGUCAAAUCAGCAGUGAUGACAUAAAUUUGAGUGAGUGGGUAACAUUUUCCUGUCAUCUUGAGCGAGGUAUGCUGUCUGCAGGACGAGGAGAGAGCUAAUCUUCACAAUCUUGGAUACUUUAUAUCAUUGCUGUUGGUUUCUUGCUGUUUCAGUCCAACUUUUGGGAUUGGGUUUUCUGUGUACUUCUGUGGCUUUCCUUGGCUUUCCUCCUUGCUUCACUGUUGUCAUGAUAGAAAACUUUUUUUCUGAAGGAGCAUGUUAACAGUGGAGAUGCCAUAAACUGUUUCACUCAUUUUUUUUUUUUGCACCCUUUUCUCUUAAAUCUCUACAGAGACCACAUAGAAAACACAUCUGAUGUUGAAGGAUUUUAUUAACAAUUUUUUUUUCACAUUUGCUUUCUCCGCAAACCAAUGCAGGCCUUAAUUUUUUUCCCCCUCAUUGCAUCAGUAUGUCUGACCAAGGUCCAACUCUUUAAGUAGUGACCCCAUUUUUGUUU